ACCCCAGCCUCUUCCCGAGGUGCCGGGCAAUCUCAGACCCCUCCCCUCUCCACUUCAAGAACCGAGCCUUUCCCAGGACCCAGAGGGCGCCAGGAAUGUGGGGCAGGGAGCAGGGAGGCCAGCUGGAGAGCAAAGGAAGAGACUGAAAGUGGAGAUUGCAAGGAGGCAUGUGAUUCAGUGGUGACUGUGACCAGGAGAUCGCGUGAGGCUAUAGAGCCCAGGCGAGGCAGUGGAAGCAGCAGCGUCAGAAGCAAGUGAUCGAGAGGAGGGCUGGGAACAGUAGGGAAAGUUUGAUACGGUCGAGUUCCUAUCCGCGUUUGAAAACCCUUUGGGAGAGUGGGAACUUCAAGAGUCAUUUCAAGCUCCGUGCCCUCCUCUCCAAGGCGGUCCCCAGGUUCCCCGGAGUCUCUAGGUCUAUACUCCGGGUGACACUGGCACUUUUGCCCAGCAUGGCUCUAAGGCAACCGCACUCCCAGCAAACAGCCCCCUUCUACCGCCGCUGCCCCAGAAACAGCCGGGAGCGGGCCCGGGAAUCAGAGCCGGCUGCCCUUGCGUGACCGGACCCUUCGCCCCCCAUGCCCUGCCUCCCACACGAUGCCGAACUGUCCGCCCUGGUGGCCGCUACUGCUGCUCUCGCUGUGGGAGCCGCUGCUCCGGAGGGCGGAGGCAGGCUCUGAGGGGCAGACGGCGGGAGAGCUGUACCAGCGUUGGGAACGGUACCGCAGGGAGUGCCAGGAGACACUGGAGGCCGCGGCGCCCCCAGCAGGCCUCGCCUGUAACGGGUCCUUUGAUAUGUACGUCUGCUGGGACCACACUGCACCCAAUGCCACUGCCCGUGCGUCCUGCCCCUGGUACCUGCCCUGGAACCGCCACGUGGCUGCAGGCUUUGUCCUCCGCCAUUGUGGCAGUGAUGGUCAAUGGGGACCUUGGAGAGACCAUUCUCAGUGUGAGAACCCAGAGAAGAAUGGGGUUUUUCAGGACCAAAGGCUGAGCUUGGAGCGGCUGCAGGUUGUGUACACCGUGGGCUACUCCCUGUCCCUUGCCACACUGCUGCUCGCCUUGCUCAUCUUGAGUUUCUUCAGGCGGCUGCGCUGCACUCGCAACUACAUCCACAUCAACCUGUUCACGUCUUUCAUGCUGCGGGCAGCAGCCAUCCUCACCCGAGACCGUCUGCUUCCUCCGCCCGGCGCCCACCCUGGGGAUCAGGCUCCUAUCCUGUGGGACCAGGCCCUAGCUGCCUGUCGCACGGCCCAGAUCUUGACCCAGUACUGCGUGGGUGCCAACUACACGUGGCUGCUGGUGGAGGGCAUCUACCUGCACAGCCUCCUGGUGCUUGUGGGAGGCUCCGAGGAGGGCCACUUCCGCUGCUACAUGCUCCUCGGCUGGGGGGCCCCCGCGCUUUUCGUCAUUCCUUGGGUGAUCGUCAGGUACCUGUACGAGAACACGCAGUGCUGGGAGCGGAACGAUAUCAAGGGCAUUUGGUGGAUCAUAAGGACCCCUAUCCUGCUAACCAUCUUGAUUAAUUUUCUCAUCUUUAUCCGCAUCCUUGGCAUCCUCGCGUCAAAGCUGAGGACGCAACAGAUGCGCUGCCCGGACUACCGACUGAGGCUGGCUCGCUCCACGCUGACGCUGGUGCCCCUGCUGGGCGUCCACGAGGUGGUGUUUGCUCCCGUGACUGAGGAACAGGCCCGGGGUGCCCUGCGCUUGGCCAAGCUCAGCUUUGAGAUCUUCCUCAGUUCUUUCCAGGGCUUUCUGGUCAGCGUCCUCUACUGCUUCAUCAACAAGGAGGUAGGGAGAGCUCCGGACCGCCGCCCGCGCCCUCUGCCGGCCGCGCAGGGAAUGGCGCGCCCCGCGCCGCCUCUGAGCGCUGUUCCGUUGCAGGUGCAGUCGGAGAUCCGGCGGGGCUGGCACCGCUGCCGCCUGCGCCACAGACUCGGCGAAGAGCCGUGCCAACCCCCCGAGCGCGCCUUCCGGACCCUGCCCUCGGGUUCCGGCCCCGGCCAGGUCGCCGCCGGCCGCGCUCUGUGCUCGAGGACACUCCCAGGUCCUGGGGGUGAGGCCAGCCAUGUCUUAGAAAGUUACUGCUAGGCAGCGGGACUCUUGGGUCCAUUCAGUUAGCACGUAUUUAUUGAGCGCUUGCUGUGUACCAGGCCUGGUGUGGA
Messenger RNA from Balaenoptera musculus (blue whale), 2162 nucleotides. RefSeq names its product gastric inhibitory polypeptide receptor (gene GIPR). Gene Ontology annotation, biological process: adenylate cyclase-modulating G protein-coupled receptor signaling pathway; cell surface receptor signaling pathway. Gene Ontology annotation, molecular function: gastric inhibitory peptide receptor activity; G protein-coupled peptide receptor activity; peptide hormone binding. The record is from RefSeq and is a predicted model, not a curated record. The transcript has 16 exons. Lineage: Eukaryota; Metazoa; Chordata; Mammalia; Artiodactyla; Balaenopteridae. The coding region runs from base 595 to 2088 and encodes 497 amino acids. Gene Ontology annotation, cellular component: plasma membrane.